Molecule: messenger RNA, 4379 nt
Organism: Daphnia carinata
Lineage: Eukaryota; Metazoa; Arthropoda; Branchiopoda; Diplostraca; Daphniidae
Gene: raptor
Product: regulatory-associated protein of mTOR-like
Exons: 19
Coding region: 203-4159 (1318 amino acids)
Biological process (GO): cellular response to amino acid stimulus; cellular response to starvation; regulation of autophagy
Cellular component (GO): TORC1 complex; cytoplasm
Molecular function (GO): protein-macromolecule adaptor activity; protein binding
Source: RefSeq, a predicted model, not a curated record
ACUGCAACGAAAACCGUCUGCUUCUUCAGCAAUGCAACAAAAGUACACAACACGGGGAACAUAAUUUGAAUUCGUGUUGAUGAAGUAUGAAAUUUUGCGGUUUUGGAUCAAAUGAAAGAGUCGUUGGAAGUUUGUUUUGAUCGAUUGCAGUUUGAAUUUACUCUAAAUUUGGAUAAGAAACCCGAAAGAAAUUGUUGUAUCGAUGAACAUGUCGGGAGAGCUUUCGGUCUUCCAACGUGAUACUUCUCAUUCACCUUCACCUGAUGAACAGGGUCAAGAAGAAGAGGAUGAAGAUUGGGCAAUUGGACUAGCCUUUUCGUCUGAAAGGCAUACUGACAGAAUUGAAGGAUUAGAAGAAUGUGCCCAAAACUGGAGAUUAAAGGAUCGGAUGAAAACAGUGAGUGUGGCAUUGAUAUUAUGCCUCAAUGUCGGAGUAGAUCCCCCUGAUGUAGUAAAGACUCAACCAUGUGCAAGACUAGAAUGUUGGAUAGAUCCCUUGGCCAUGAGUCCACAAAAAGCAUUAGAAGCUAUUGGUGUCAACCUACAGAAGCAGUAUGAGAGGUGGCAGCCACGUGCCCGCUAUAAGCAAACCCUAGACCCUACAGCAGAUGAGAUUAAAAAAGUAACAUCUACUCUUCGAAGAAAUGCAAAAGAUGAACGAGUGCUCUUUCAUUAUAACGGACACGGUGUACCAAAACCAACGGCUAAUGGUGAGAUUUGGGUUUUUAACCGAAGUUAUACACAGUAUAUACCACUGUCAAUUUACGACCUGCAAACCUGGAUGUGGUCGCCAUCAAUCUACGUUUUUGAUUGUUCCAACGCUGGUAUGAUCGUGGAUGCCUUUCAACAAUUCGCAGAUCAACACCAGAGAGAGUACGAGCAGUUGAUGGCACAGUCAAGAAACACGUUACCUUCUCAGAUGACACCUCCUCCAAAUUUCAAACAGUGCAUUCAGCUAGCAGCGUGCGCCACUAAUCAAAUUCUCCCAAUGAAUUCUGAACUUCCCGCAGAUCUUUUUACUGCGUGUCUCACAACUCCCAUUAAGAUUGCGCUACGUUGGUUCGUUUUACAAAAUACAUCCCGUUUGGUGCCAAGAAUGACGCUGGAAUCAGUUGACAAAAUUCCUGGACAGCUCAAUGAUCGAAGAACUAUGCUAGGUGAAUUAAACUGGAUUUUUACUGCUAUAACUGAUACGAUAGCCUGGAAUUCACUGCCUCGAGACGUGUUCCAGCGCCUUUUUAGACAAGAUUUACUUGUCGCCAGUCUUUUCCGCAAUUUCCUAUUGGCAGAAAGGAUACUUAAGUCUUAUGACUGCACACCUGUCUCUUGGCCUAAACUGCCUUCUACGUCUCAGCACCCUAUGUGGUCGGCAUGGGAUUUAGCCCUUGACAUUUGCCUCUCACAGCUACCAGGCAUCUUAGAAGGCAAAGAAACUUUCCAGAAUUCGCCUUUUUUUGAAGAGCAAUUGACAGCUUUUCAAGUUUGGCUUUCGCAUGGGUCGCAGAAAAGAUCUCCUCCGGAGCAGCUGCCUAUUGUUCUGCAAGUCCUUUUGAGCCAGGUGCAUCGCUUAAGAGCGCUUGAGUUAUUGGGACGUUUUUUAGAUUUGGGACCUUGGGCGGUGAAUUUGGCACUGUCAGUUGGUAUCUUUCCAUACGUUUUAAAGUUACUUCAAAGUUCCGCGCGUGAACUGCGUCCAUUACUGCUAUUUAUAUGGACAAAAAUUCUCGCAGUCGAUGUAACCUGCCAGGCGGAUCUAGUUCGUGACGGAGGGCAUAAAUAUUUUUUGUCGGUUCUGCAAGAUACAUCGGUACCAGACGAUCAACGAACCCUAGCCGCCUUCGUGGUUUCUAGAGUGGUCUGGAAUCAUCCAGUGGGGCAGGAAGCCGUGGCACAAGUAGCAUUUAUCUCCAACACACUUGAAAUGGUCUACGAAAAGGACAGGCUAUUAAGGCAAUGGCUCGUCAUCGGUAUUGGUUUGGCCUGGCAUAAUGCCAUAGCUGCUCGUUGGUCGGCCAUUCGAGAUUCCGCACACGAAAAACUGUUUCCGUUGUUACGAGACCCUAUACCAGAGGUACGAGCCGCCACGGCGUACGCGUUAGGGACAUUUAUUCACAGUGGAGGCAAAACUGAGCGCAAUGAGCUUGCCAACAAAAUUGAUCAGGCAGUAGCUCUACAACUGUUGAACGUUGUAAACUCAGAAGCUAGCCCGUUGGUCCGUAAAGAGAUCGUAAGCGCACUGCAAUGGAUUGUUUUGAUAUUUGAAUCGACUUUCAUCCAAAUGGCUAUCCAGCAGUUAGAAGAGGAAAAGAACAAAGAUUCAAAUCUGCUUUCUCCAAACGUGGAAGUUGCCCUUACGUCUUCCGGCAGUCUACAACGGCCGAACCGUCGUUCUCGGGCAGCUACGUCGAACGUAACGAACCUGGGAACAAGUCCGGAACUUUCGGAGAGUGGUUUUUACCAUUCCACAAAUUCCGUUAAUCCCGAUCACAUUCGACGUGCGGUUUCUAUCUCCUCUCUCAGUAGCCUUACAGCAAGUUCCACUUUGCCUAGCCUAGCUUUCAACACCAUUUACGUCAAAAUUUGGCAUGGACUUUCAAACAUGGAGAAAGAUCCAUACUUCGAGGUUUCUAAUAUGGCAAAAAAGUUAACAGAUUAUGUGCGAAAUAAGGCAAAGGAACUUGUAGCUGCCCGGGAUACUGAUCUUGGUCGUGCAUAUACAUAUUCCAAUUCAAGUAACGAUUCCAUGGAUAAAACUAUCUACAUUGGCGAUUCUCCCCCACCGGCGCCUGCUCAACGUACCACUCCGUCGUUCAACAGAAUAAGAAAACGAAGCAUACCGUCUACGAUUGUGGAAGAAGGUGAAACUUCCAGAGAGCUAAAAGACCCUUUGGUAGCCACUGGGUUUAUUGAGUGGUGCGCCAAACAUUUUGCAGAACCAGCCGCGUCUAAUGAAGAUAUCCAAUUGAAUUCCAAACCCAAUCAUGAAAAGGAAUUGUCUAUUGAAUUUGAGAUAUGCGGAAGAACUCGUGAACGGGACACCGAAAUGUACUAUACGCGUGAGUGGCGAUAUGCACGUAAUGCUACAGUACGCCGCGAAGCCAAAGAAGAAUGUCAAAGACCUACUAAAGCCAAAAUGAAAGAAGUUUUCUGCAAUCGAAAUCCACUUGUACCUUCUGUUAUCCGCUUUCAUCCAUAUGACCCAUGGCUUGCUGUAGCAGAUAAAGAUGGAUGCACUGUAUGGGACUGGGAAAGGAGCGUUCGCCUCAUCCAUUUCAACAACCAACAACAACCCAGGGCUGCUCGGAUUACAUCAAUGGAGUUUGUCAAUGGACACGACGAUGCGUUGCUUCUUAUUGGUGCAGAUGACGGAUCCUGUAGAAUCUGGCGAGAUUUUAUUCGAACAGGAUCUCGAUUAAGUUCUGGCAUUGUUGAAGAUUCGUCAGCAGUUUCACUUGUCUCUGCGUGGAAUUGCAUAGCUGAAAUGACUCCAUCUACUCGAUGUUCCGGCCUAGUUUUGGAUUGGAAUCAAGACUCGUUACAAUUGCUUGCGACAGGAGAUGUUCGGUUGAUCCGCAUCUGGGACGUAGAGCGGGAACUGAAAGUCAGUGAUUUUCCAACUGGCUCAGAAAACUGCGUGACCUCCAUCCACCAUAGCCCACGAGAUCACUCGCUUUUUGUGGCGGCGUGUGGAGAUGGGUCUGUCCGCCUUUUUGACAAGCGUUGUAACGCCCAAAAAUCUAGAGUGAUGACCUGGAGGGAACACACCGCUUGGGUCAUUGAUUGCGAAUGGAUCUCGACCGAUGGAGCCGCUAACCUGGUGAGCGGCAGCUUGGCGGGUGACAUAAGGUUCAUGGAUCCAAGGCACCCUACCUCGGUGCACACUGUAGCGACAGCGCCGAAUUCGCAAGGAAUGACUGCCAUGGCAGUGCAUCCAAAAGCUAACCUCUUCGCCUGUGGAAUCGUCGGCCAGCAUAUCAGCGUGCACGAUCAGGAAGGAGACCUGUGCUCUACCAUUGCGUAUCACGAUGGUGGCGGUAUCUUGGGCUCCAAAAUUGCAGCCGUCUCUUGUCUCACCUUUCAUCCACACCGAGUGUGCCUGGCUGCUGGAGGCAUGGACUCGUUAAUAUCUGUUUUCUCGUCAGAAAAGUCAAAGAAGUAGAAAGUGUAGUUCGAGUCAUCUUGGUGACGACGUCAAGAUCGUAUCUUCCUUUUUUUUUUCCUUUUUUCCUCUUGUUUUCUGUUGGAGAUUUUUCAAUUCGAGCCGCGAGACCUCGCAAAUGUUAAUUGCCCAGUUACAAUCACUAUUGUGAGCGAAAGAUUCAAAAUGAAGCCUCGUCCAUGUUAAGUCUUGCAUUGAAUUAAAUUUAUCGUGUGCGAGA